Messenger RNA from Hibiscus syriacus, 1703 nucleotides. Its product is annotated as zinc finger protein ZPR1-like. Gene Ontology annotation, molecular function: zinc ion binding. Gene Ontology annotation, cellular component: nucleus; cytoplasm. The record is from RefSeq and is a predicted model, not a curated record. Bases 69 to 1553 code for a protein of 494 amino acids. The transcript has 16 exons. Lineage: Eukaryota; Viridiplantae; Streptophyta; Magnoliopsida; Malvales; Malvaceae.
CCCCGCCGUUCUUCUUCUUCUUCUUCUUCGGUCUCCACGUCUGCCUGACUUAUUAUUACCAGAGAGAAAUGGAGAGUAAUAAAGAGAAACCUGUAGACGACGUCGGAUCAGUAGUUGAAGCUAUAUCGGCUGAUGACGAUAACGCCACUCCUCUUUAUGAAGUCGAAAGCCUCUGCAUGCGCUGCACUCAGAACGGAACAACAAGGUUUUUAUUGACUUCAAUCCCUCAUUUUAGAAAGGUCUUGCUCUCAGCUUUUGAAUGCCCGCAUUGUGGUGAAAGGAACAAUGAAGUUCAAUUUGCCGGUGAAAUUCAACCCAAGGGAUGCCAUUACCGUUUGGGGGUCCAAUCAGGGGAUCCAAAAAUGUUUAUUCGACAAGUGGUGAAAUCGGAGUCUGCCACCAUAAAGAUCCCUGAACUAGUUUUUGAGAUCCCACCUGAGGCUCAGCGGGGAAGUCUAUCAACAGUGGAGGGAAUACUAGUUCGAGCUAUAGAUGGACUACAAGCCCUUCAAGAAGAACGCAAGAAAGCUGAUCCUCAAACUGCAGAAGCAAUUGACCAGUUUUUGUUGAAGCUGAAAGCUUGUGCAACAGGAGAGUCUCCCUUCACCUUCAUCUUGGAUGACCCUGCUGGAAACAGCUUUAUUGAGAACCCGUUUGCUCCAUCUCCUGAUCCAUCAUUGAGCAUUAGAUUCUAUGAUCGAACACCUGAACAACAAGCAGCAUUGGGAUAUCUUGUAGACUUGUCGCAGUUGAAUGCACCUGAAGCAUCUAUGAGAGAAAUAAACAAUGAUGUUGGUCAAGUAAGAAGACAACCACAUGGAUCAGUUGGAGCAGCAGCUGGUCAAAAGGCCAUUGCUCAGAGUAAUAGUGCUGAAAUUGCUGAGGCCUUAUUCCGAUAUUCUGCACCUGAAGAGGUGAUGACUUUCCCAUCAACUUGUGGAGCCUGUGCCGCUAGUUGUGAGACUCGGAUGUAUGUAACCAGGAUUCCAUAUUUUCAAGAAGUUAUUGUAAUGGCAUCCACAUGUGACAGUUGUGGCUACCGAAAUUCUGAGUUGAAGCCUGGUGGACCAAUUCCUGAGAAGGGAAAGAAAAUAACCCUGUGUGUGAAAAACGUCAAUGAUUUAAGCCGUGAUGUUAUAAAGUCAGAUACUGCAAGCGUAAAAGUCCCAGAACUAGAAUUGGAGCUGGCUAGUGGCACACUCGGUGGGAUAGUUACAACAGUUGAAGGUCUUAUUACAAAAAUUAGCGAAAGCCUUGAGAGAGUGCAUGGAUUUACUUUUGGGGAUAGUCUUGAUGAAUCUAAGAAAAACAAGUGGCUAGACUUCAAAGCUAGUUUGAACAAGAUUCUGAGCAUGUCAGAACCUUGGACUUUAGUUCUCGAUGAUGCAUUAGCCAACUCUUUCAUUGCACCCACAACUGAUGAUAUUAAAGAUGACCAUCAGUUAAUUUUUGAGGAAUAUGAGAGAUCAUUGGAGCAAAACGAAGAAUUGGGUCUGAAUGACAUUGACACCACCUCGGCUGAUGCCGCAUACGACAAAAACAAGAGCGGAUAGAUAGACUACAAAUGAUAUGUAUCUGAGAGCAAGCUUCGGCCUUCGGGUCACUUGUUCCCUUAUUCAACGAAUCGAACAUGACUGAACGACAAAACGAGUGUUGUGCAAAAACAAUCCAAACUAGCUGCCGGAAUGAAACAAUGUGUUCAA